AUGUCUGGACAACGGUCAAUCGCCUUUGCUGGCCUUGGACGUAUCGAUGUCCAUCACCAUUGUUUUCCUGGAACUGUCCCGGAGUUAAAGUCCGAGUUUGAGGACAAUUCUUACAAUCUCAACUAUUCCCCCUUCCCCUCCACGCCACAAGAACAUAUCAAGUAUAUGGAUGAAGUUGGCAUUCAGACUGCUGUAAUUACUCCAUCUAUCAAGUCCGAAUGGCACAACGGCUACACGGCCCCUAAGUUCCUCGAGCUGUGCCGCAGGUCCUUCCAAGCCCAGCUUGAAUAUGUUUUUUUUAACCCUCUUCGAUUUGGCUGUUUCGCUGUUCUCCCGCUGCCGCAUAUCCAGGAAACAAUAACCUUUAUUCGCGAAACAUCCUCCGCUCCAACACCCCCGGAUGGUUUCGCUGUGACCACCGCUAUGGGCCAGCGCUAUCUUGGUGAUCCCGCUUUCGAGCCUGUUUGGGCUGAGAUCAACAAGCUGCGAGCGGUCGUCUUCAUCCAUCCAGCGGACACUGUCAUGCCUGAGUACCUAAACUUUGGCCCAUUCGUCCAGGAAUUCCCCUUCGACACCGCUCGUGCCAUUACAAGCAUCAUCCACUCCAGUGUCCUCGUCCGCCAACCGGAUAUCCGCUUCCUCUUCUCCCACAACGGCGGCGCGUUUCCGUACCUGGCUGACAGGAUCGGCCGUCAGCAUCUUGACAAUGUCGUCACCAAAAAAAACGAGGGUUUGACAAUGCGCGAUAUCCUGGCCACGAAGAAUAUUUACUUCGACACCAGCAUCUCCUCCCCGAUGCAGUACCCUAUCAUCAAAGAUCUCGGUAUCCCGUCGAAGCGUCUGCUCUACGCAACUGACUAUCCGUACACAAAGCGCGAUGACAAUAUCACUUAUUUGGACGGCUACAAUGCGCCCAAGGAUUCCGGUCUUUAUAAUGAUGCGGAGAUGGAGGGCAUUCUUCGUGAAAAUUCCCUAGAGCUGUUCCCCCGCCUUGCGAAAUUGUAUGCUGCGCUUCGUUAG
Messenger RNA from Penicillium lagena, 1020 nucleotides. Its product is annotated as amidohydrolase family protein. NCBI's taxonomy places the organism in Eukaryota, Fungi, Ascomycota, Eurotiomycetes, Eurotiales, Aspergillaceae. Gene Ontology annotation, cellular component: cytoplasm; cytosol. The record is from RefSeq and is a predicted model, not a curated record. The transcript has 5 exons. The coding region runs from base 1 to 1020 and encodes 339 amino acids. Gene Ontology annotation, molecular function: carboxy-lyase activity; hydrolase activity. Gene Ontology annotation, biological process: secondary metabolic process.